AUGCGGCCAUCCAUCAUAAGUAGCUCGUCAGGGGAACCCAUUGAGGCAGCAGCAGCCAUUGAAUUGUCUCGCCAGACAAGCGCUAUGGCUAAACCCAGCACACAGAGAGAUAGCCAGCAGCAGCAGCAGCAGGCCAUGGAGAACGGCGAGGGGGCGUACGCGCAGGACGGCUCCGUCGACCUCCGCGGCAACCCCCUCCUCCGCUCCAAGCGCGGCGGCUGGACCGCCUGCGCCUUCAUCGUCGUGUACGAGCUUUUCGAGAGGAUGGCGUACUACGGCAUCGCGUCCAACCUGGUGAUGUACAUGACCAACAGGCUGCACCAGGGGACGGUGGAGGCGUCCAACAACGUCACCAACUGGUCCGGCACCGUCUUCCUCACGCCGCUCAUCGGCGCCGUCGUCGCCGACGCCUACCUCGGCCGCUACUGGACCUUCGUCGCCGGCUCCGCCAUCUACCUCAUGGGCAUGAUCCUGCUGACGCUGUCAGUCACCGUGCCGGCGCUGAAACCGCCGGCGUGCGACGGCGCCACCUGCCCGCGCGCCUCCGCGCUGCAGCUGGGCGUCUACUUCGGCGGGCUGUACACCAUCGCGCUGGGCCACGGCGGUACCAAGCCCAACAUCUCCACCAUCGGCGCCGACCAGUUCGACGACUUCGACCCGGCGGAGAAGCUGCACAAGCUCUCCUUCUUCAACUGGUGGAUGUUCACCAUCUUCCUGGGCAUCCUCUUCUCCAGCACCGUCCUCGUCUACCUCCAGGACAACGUCAGCUGGACGGUCGGCUACGGCAUCCCCACGCUGGGGCUACUGGUCCCCGUCGCCAUCUUCCUUGCUGGCACGCCGCUGUACCGCCACAAGGCGCCACAGGGCAGUCCGUUCACGAGCAUGGGAAGGGUUGUCGCGGCGGCCGUGUGGAAGCGCGGCAUGGCGCUGCCCGACGACGCCAAGGAGCUCCACGAGCUAGAGCUGGAGCACUACACGAGCAGGAGGAGGUUCCGCAUGGACGCCACCGACUCCAUGAGGUUCCUCAACAAGGCGGCGGUCAAGGUAAAUCCCGGGGACGCCAACGGCGGGUCGGCGCCGGCCCGGCUUCCCCCGUGGACUCUGUGCACGGUGACGCAUGUGGAGGAGACGAAGCAGAUCGCUAAGCUUGUGCCGCUGCUGUUCACCUUGGUCGUCCCGUGCACGCUCGUCGCGCAGGCGAACACGCUCUUCGUCAAGCAGGGCGCGACGCUGGACCGGCGCCUGGGCGCGUUCCUGGUGCCCCCGGCGAGCCUCGGCGCGUUCAUCACGCUUACCAUGCUCAUCUGCGUCGCGCUCUACGACCGCGUCUUCGUGCCCGCCGUCCGGAGGCGCACCAAGAACCCGAGGGGGAUCACGCUGCUUCAGCGGAUCGGGGCCGGGAUGCUGCUCCAGGUGGUGACCAUGGUGGUCACGGCAGGGAUCGAGAACCGGAGGCUGAGCUUCGUGAGGGGCCAUGGACCUGACGCCGCUGGCGUGCUUCCCCUGACCAUCUUCGUGCUGCUGCCGCAGUUCGUGCUCUUGGGCGCCGCCGACGCGCUCCUGGUAGUGGGGCAGGUGGAGUUCUUCUAUGACCAGGCGCCGGAGAGCAUGAAGAGCCUUGGCACGGCGCUGUCCCUCGUAGCCUAUGGCGCCGGAAACGUGCUCAGCAGCGCCAUCCUCUCCCUGGUCGGGCGUGUUACUGCGAAGAGGGAGAGCCCGUGGGUGACCAACAAUCUCAAUGCCUCGCGGCUCGACUACUACUACGCGCUCCUCACCGUGCUCGCCGCGGUGAACUUGUCGGUGUUCCUUGCGCUGAGCGGAAGGUACAAGUACCGAUCGGAGUCGAGGGAGACGAUUGAUGUCGACGUGCAGGGCGGCCCGGUUAGGCUUCAUUCAGAGCCAGCGCCAGUGGCAUGA
Messenger RNA from Triticum turgidum subsp. durum (durum wheat), 1917 nucleotides. Lineage: Eukaryota; Viridiplantae; Streptophyta; Magnoliopsida; Poales; Poaceae. The record is from the annotation of a GenBank genome assembly.